Dictyostelium purpureum is the source of this 3006-nucleotide messenger RNA. RefSeq lists its product as uncharacterized. Bases 1 to 3006 code for a protein of 1001 amino acids. The record is from RefSeq and is a predicted model, not a curated record. The transcript is spliced from 2 exons. Lineage: Eukaryota; Evosea; Eumycetozoa; Dictyosteliales; Dictyosteliaceae.
AUGAAGUUAAAUUGGUUAUCAAUUUUAUUAAUUUUUAUAUUAUAUAUUUCGAAUGUUUUGUCAUAUAUAAGUACAUGUAACGGUCCAGAUAUUUAUACAGAAAAUUUAAAGAAAUGGAGUGAUGUAUCUUCGUGGACAUCUGGCAAAGUACCUGUUGAGGGUGAUAUGGUCCAAAUUCCAAGUGGAGAUAGUAUUUUAUUAGAUGUUUCAACUCCAAGAUUAACCCAAAUAUGGAUUCAAAGUGGUGGCCAAUUGAUUGUUAGUUCAAGACAUGGUCCAUUAGAAAUUACUACUGAUGGUAUUUUAAUUGAAGGAAGAUUCGAUAUUGGUGACGAUAAUUGUCGUUUCAACGAAAGUAUUACAAUUACACUUACUGGUAUCGAAGGACAAGGUUAUAUUGAAUCUAGAGGUGAUUUCCUUCAAAAGUAUGUUGGUGUUUUAGCUGGUGGUAGAUUAGAAAUCCACGGUUAUCUUAGUUAUCCUAUCCCAACAUGGACCAAGCUUACAAAAACAAUUACUACUGGUGCUACCAUUCUUAAUUUAUUGGAUGAUGUUAGCAAAUGGCCAGUUGGUAGUCAAAUUGUUAUUGGUUCAACCGAUUUUGAUAUGUACCAAUCCGAAGAAGUUUAUACACUCGAUUGUCCAGAAUGCACAAAUUAUCAACUUAAAAUUAAUGGUACAAGAUUUUACCAUUUCGGUGCUAUCACUUAUGGUGUCGAUGAAAGAGCUGAAGUCGGUCUUUUAACUAAAAAUAUUGUAAUUAGAGGUGAAAUGCAACCAUCAUGCAAUGGUUCCGCUUUAUGCAAUUACUUUAAUUUCGAUGGUUUUGGUGGUCAUGUUAGAGUUGCUAAAGGUUUUGGUUCAGUUCAUCUCCAAGGUAUUGAGCUUUAUCAUAUGGGUCAAAUCUAUAAUGUUGGUUUUUAUCCAAUUCAUUUCCAUAUGUGUGGCGAUGUAGAUACAGGAAGUUAUUCUAAUUGGCCAACCUUUGUCAAAGAUGUAUCAAUUCAUCAUACAUUCUCACGUUGUCUUACAAUCCAUGGUACAAGUGGUCUUAUUGUAGUUAGCAAUUUUGCUUAUGAUCAUUAUGGUCAUUGCUAUUUCUUUGAAGAUGGAAGUGAAACAAGAAACUAUUUAGAUUCAAAUGUUGGUUUGGUUACUCGUUAUGGAUACAUCUUGCCAUCAGACAGAAGUUGUGAAGUUUGCCUUUACGUUAAUCCAAAAGACUACAAUGGUAAUGCUCUCGAUUGUGGUACAUGCGAAGCUGUUGCUACUUUCUGGAUCACAAAUCCAGAUAACUACUUAAGAAAUAACAUUGCUGGUGGUAGUGAAAAUACAGGUUUCUGGUUCCUUAUUCCAGAGGGUGUCAGUGGUCUUUCUGCCUACCUCCCACAAUACCAAAAUAUUCAUGCUGAAUUUAUUCCAAUUGGUAGUUUUAAUGGAAAUAAAGCCCAUUCAAAUGUUUUACAAGGUUUAAAUAUAGACCAAGGCCAUCAAAUUCAUCAACAAAAUGCUACCUAUCCAAAUCCAUACCUUUCAAUGACUUAUUCUCGUUAUAAACCAAGAGUAGAUCCACUUAACCCAUGGACAUCAGAACGUGCAACUGCUUUAGUAUAUGGUUACACUGGAUAUAAAAAUAAAUGGAGAGGAGCUUGGGCUCGUGGAGGUGAUGUUGUAUUCCAUUCAUCAUAUUUCUCUGAAAAUGCAAUUGGUCUCACUAUGGGUUCAGAAGGUGUUAUGCAAGCUGAUGCCGGUUCAACUCAACAAUGUAUUGGUUGUACUUUUAUUUUAGAAACCGAAAAUGUUGGUAUGUCUACCAAUGGAGUUAACACUUACGGAGGUGUAACCAUUCCAGCAUGGUAUGAGUUUACCCAAAGAGGUUUAGAGCUCUAUGAUGGUCCAUUUGUAUGUCAAUAUUGUACAUUUAUUAAUUUCAAUACUGAUGGUAAUAGAAUUACAAGUGGUAUUGGUUGGUUCUUAUAUGACGAUUGGAUUUUGGCUUCAACCACAACUUUUAGCGGCACUACUUUCCAAAAUACAAAUUUAGCAGUUCACAAUCUUCCAAGUAAUUAUGAUGGUGCUAAAAAUCAAAUUUUCCACGAUGCUGACGGUACCAUUACAGGCACUUAUGACUCUUAUGUAGUUCCAAACGUUCCAUACUUUUAUUCACCAAAAUGUGUUGCAAAUACUUUGUGGAACACAACCGUUUGUACUGAAAAAUUUGCAAGUUUAUAUAUAUAUAACAAAGAUCUUUCAGCAAGCAGUAUCCCAAAUGGUGCAGGUGUAAUCAUGAUUAGAGAUGAAUAUUCGUACUAUCGUCAUUACCUUCAAGGUGUUCCAAAUACAUCGCCAAGAAGUACAUUUAUGCCAUUGGUUAUGCUCGGUAAAAGCUACACAAUGCAUUUCCCACACCCAACCCCACCACAUCUUCAAGUACAAAUGACUAAUUUUAAUGCAAACGAUUCAACUGUUGUUGGUAUUUGUUAUCCAACCUGGGGUGUUACAUUUGAAAUUACAAAACAAGUUAUUGUUAGUAAUUGGGCCGCUGUAACUGAACAGGUUGUUAUGGUAGAUUCUCUUGACGCUGUUAAAGCUGACCCUAAAGGUUUGUCUGCUUUCUAUGACUCCAAUACUGGUCUCCUCUUCCUCAAUGUAAUUCAAGAAAGAACUCGUGAAUGGAAUUAUUACUGUCCAGAAUUGGGUUGUGAAACUUAUGAUAUUCAAAUUAGUGGUUUAGGAGUUAAUACAAAUACUGGUGAUUGUUCCUAUUUAGCUUAUCCAACCUAUGCUAAAAUGUCCUAUGCUACCCGUGGUGGUUGUAAUGGUUCACCAGAUUUAGUUAUCGAUGCUUGUGGUAUUUGCGGUGGUGAUGGAAAAUCUUGUAAUGCAAAAGAAAAUGCAGUUGCCGAAGGUAAUAGCGAUGCAUCAUCAUUACUAUCAAAACAUUUGUCAAAACUUUUAUUCUCUAUAUUUAUAAUUUUAUUUAUCACAAUUAUGUUUUUUAACUAA